CGAGAUUAUCGUUUAGGAAAACAUUUUUGUGCUGGUUACGACUUAACCGAAGUGAGCAAUUUCGAACGCAUCAAAACGGAUUCGUCUUCAUCCAAAACAUUCCGCUACAUGGGACCUUCGAUCAUGAAACUGGAAAAGCCACUGAUUGCUGCCAUUGAGGGUUACGCAGUGGCCGGUGGAUUGGAGUUGUCUUUGAUGGCUGACUUGAGGGUAUGCGGUCGCUCAGCAACGUUUGGUGUUUUCUGCAGACGAGUAGGGGUCCCACUGAUCGAUGGAGGAACUGUACGCCUCCCACGAAUUAUCGGCUUGGGCAGAGCUCUCGAUAUGAUACUAACAGGACGGGCUGUUACGUCUGACGAAGCUCUCCAAUGGGGACUGGUGACGAAAGUUGUGGAUGAUGGCGAAGCCUUAAAUUCUGCAACUCAGUUAGCGAAGCAGAUCCUAAGUAGUCCAUAUAGCUGCAUGCUUGCCGAUCGACGUUCAGCGUUGGAGUCAUUCGACUUACCCACUGAAGAGGCGCUUGCUUUUGAAUUCAACAGCUGCUCAGUGAUUCCUGAAGCAAUCGUAGGUGCAAGAAAGUUUCUGCUGGAUAACCAAAAGAAGAAGUCGAAGAUUUGA
This is a messenger RNA of Cooperia oncophora, 618 nucleotides long. Lineage: Eukaryota; Metazoa; Nematoda; Chromadorea; Rhabditida; Trichostrongylidae. The record is from the annotation of a GenBank genome assembly.